UGACGCAUGCGUAUAGUUCUCCUAUUGGUCAAGGUAAUCACAUGAUGAUAAAUAUAGGAACUGCAUGUUUUGCAAUGAAAACGGGAACCAACGAUUAUAAUUAAUCGUAUCUGUGACAGACAUUGAUGACACUUAAACCGUGUAAAAUGAGACUGUGUUGGACUGCUUUAGAACUGUUCUCAUAGAUGUACUGCAUAACUAAAGAAUCGUGAUUACAAUAUAUACGUAUCUCAGUCGUGGUCUCACAUCGUACUGGCCAAAAUGAGUGUGAGGGCAUUGUGGAUUAUAACUCACGAGAAGGGAGAAUCUGUAGCAGUGCAGUUUUCCAGUAUUUUCACCCCUGAACAGGCGAUACCCAACAGUGGAACAUCGUGCUAAGUUUUUGGCAGGCUCCCUGUAUGUGACUGUUCCAGAGGAUGGUGCUGUGCUCCAGCUCCUACUCACUGAACUGGGCCUGUCAGAUCCUGACAAACCUUACAUGGCUCUAAGGGAUGACUGUUUUCACCAGCAACACUCACCUGCCCUGGAACUCCACGUUGAAGGCCCUGGUGGGGGUGUCCUCUGGCCAAUGUUGGCCAUUUCCCAGGGUCCUCUGAUCUUGGCUUGCCUGCCUCUGGUGGAUGCCCCCGCUGAAUCCCGACCUCCCUUGGCCAGUCUGUUCUCCGUCUCCCAGGGUCUCACACUGCUGGCGGGUUUACAGGCCUUCCUCCUUGGGUCUAAGGGUAAACCUGACAGUGAGGGCCUAGCAUCUCGCCUAGCCAUGAUGCCCUUUAUCCUCCUGCAAGUCUGCCCGCUUGGGACACCUCUGGACAUCCCCCAGCCUGGGGCCUCAACAGCACCAGCAGUGCCUACUCCUGCAGGCACCCAGAAACAGCCAGCCUGGAAAACAGGACUGCACCGUGGUCGAGCUGUGGUGAACGUAGCUUUAACCGAGAUGGUGCGGUCUAUGCAGUAUGGAAACCAAAGCAGGCAGGACCUCUGGGAUGUUUAUGGCACUGUGACCUGCAAGUGUGAGGUGGAAGGGGUCCUACCCAAUGUGACGGUCACUCUCACCCUGCCACCCAAUGGAUCCCCACUGCUGGAUGUCCAGGUCCACCCAUGUGUGUCUUCACUGGACGCCAGUAUUCUGACAGCCACGAGUGUUGAAGACUGUGACAGCUCUGCCUUCUCUGGUCCCUACAAGUUCCCUUUCUCCCCUCCCCUUGAGCCUUUUAGGCUCUGCAGCUACACGUCUCAGGUUCCAGUGCCACCCAUCCUAGGCACUUAUCAGCUGAAGGAAGAAGACAAUCAGCUAUGUUUGACAGUGAGUCUCAAACUUCAUGAGAGUGUAAAGAACGGCUUUGAGUACUGUGAGGCACAUCUGCCAUUCUUUAACAGGAAUCAGAUGGGUAAUGUGAACGUGAAGGUGACUUCAGGGCAGCUUGAUGUAUCCAAGGAGAAAAACCUGCUGGUCUGGGUAAUCGGUCAAAAGUUCCCGAAAUCCCGUGAGGUGUCACUAGAGGGCGCUGUGGGUUUCUCAGGUCAACUACCAGGACCUACAGAUCCUCUUUGUACUGAUCUUACAGCUUACAUUAAAUUGCACUUCAGAGUGCCAGACAUGACUCUGUCUGGAUGCUGUGUGGACCAACAUUCAGUGCAGGUCUAUUCCUCUGCAAAACCUCGUAUAGUUACAUCUCGAGAGCUGUUAUCGUCAGAGUAUUACAUCUGGAACUCAACAGGCACUGCACCACUGUCCUCUGGUCACAUGAUGCUGUGAGAUGGGACUCUACAAUAUAGAUCAGCACCGAUUAAAUAUCUGGGAUGGACAAAUUGUGAUGGAUCUCCGUAGCGCAAUAUUACAGCAAGACUCCGAUACUGCUCAGGACUCUGGUGUCAAGGUCUAAUCUAUGAAUCAGACUGAAUCAUUGUGAAAUUAAUGGUAUAAUUACUGUGACUGAAUGAUCUUUUGGUUCUAUCUUUGACAGUCUUGGUCUAAUCUAAGAUGCAAAAUGCAGUUUUUCAUCUCACCUGAAUCAAUCACUGAUCAGUCCCUUUUUCAGUGAAAGAAUGUGUAUUAUUUUGCAAGACUAGGGUUUAAAUCAUGUUUAUGGAUUAGCCAAGGGGUCCCGCAGUGGGAGGUACAGCCCAGUCCUUGUUUGGGGGUUAGUGAUUGAAUAUGGUUGACUUGCCUAACUGUUCUCUACCAAUUUCUUGUGGCGUCUUGGGUAUAUGUGAGCUCCAGUUGGAAGGCCAGAGAUUGCAUUCCUUCCAUUUUGUAAGGAUUGCAGUCUAGACAUCCUGAUUAAGCAAGCAGUGAUAAAACAAGAAUGACAUUGGUUGUGGUUCGGAAGACAUGUUGACAUUGACUGUCCUGAGUUCGCUGGGAGUGGAAGUGAUGAAGCAUGGCCUUAAUUGUCAUCAAGUUGUCAAGAAACAUUGAAAAAAUUUAACAAUGUGCCUUAUUAAAUGAAGAUGAUGGUUAUGCUGUGGAAUUCUAAUAAAGAUUGCUACUCUGUAGUAAUAUUUAUUAUUCUUA
Molecule: messenger RNA, 2515 nt
Organism: Esox lucius (northern pike)
Lineage: Eukaryota; Metazoa; Chordata; Actinopteri; Esociformes; Esocidae
Gene: ap5m1
Product: adaptor related protein complex 5 subunit mu 1
Exons: 8
Coding region: 479-1756 (425 amino acids)
Biological process (GO): endosomal transport
Cellular component (GO): late endosome; AP-type membrane coat adaptor complex; cytosol
Source: RefSeq, a predicted model, not a curated record